UCAGUGUGUUCUCGGCAGGCGCUCUGUCAGCGUAUCGUUCUUCCAAGUACAGUGCUAUAGUACAGUCGAAGAUAUAACCAUGGAACCGCACUUUUUUUUCACCGUACUGUGGAUGCUAUUGAUGGGAACAAGCAGCACUUACGCACAAGAAAUCUUUGGGUAUUGUAGAACGCCUGAUGAGAACAGCGGCACCUGCAUAAACCUCCGGGAAUGUGGAUACCUAUUCGAACUGCUUCAAAGCGAAGAGGUUACGGAACAGGACCGUCGAUUUCUGCAAGCCAGCCAAUGUGGCUACCGGAAUGGACAAGUGCUUGAAAAACAUUUUUGUUUUACCAAUGUUCAGAUUUGCUGUGCAAACAGCCGAAUGCGAAACCAGCAACCUCAGUGGGGAAAUCAUCCUCAACCUACUCAGACCACUAAGCCUACAAAACGCUCUGGGACCAAACUGUUACCAAUGGCGCCCAAUUGCGGUGAAAACUUUGGAGACCGAGUGGUGGGUGGUAACGAGACGACAAAGAGGGAGUUUCCUUGGAUGGCCCUAAUAGAGUACACGAAGCCCGGUAACGUGAAAGGUCACCACUGCGGCGGAUCUCUAAUCAACCAUCGUUACGUUCUGACGGCGGCACACUGCGUCUCGGCUAUUCCCAGUGAUUGGGAGCUGACGGGAGUACGCCUGGGUGAGUGGGAUGCGAGCACCAAUCCGGAUUGCACAGUCGGUAAAAACGGACGACGGGACUGCAACGAACCGUACGUAGACUACCCUGUUGAGGAGCGUAUUCCGCACCCGCAGUACCCGGGAAACUCACGGGACCAGCUAAAUGACAUUGCGUUGCUGCGAUUGCGGGACGAGGUUCAGUACAGCGACUUCAUAUUACCAGUAUGUCUGCCCACUUUAGCGUCCCAGCACAACAAUAUAUUCCUUGGCCGAAAGGUGGUGGUGGCAGGGUGGGGUCGCACGGAGACAAAUUUUACGUCCAAUAUCAAGCUGAAGGCUGAGUUGGAUACGGUACCGACGUCCGAAUGCAACCAAAGAUACGCCACCCAAAGAAGGACUGUCACCACCAAACAGAUGUGCGCCGGCGGAGUUGAGGGGGUUGAUUCCUGUCGCGGGGACUCGGGUGGCCCCCUUCUGCUCGAGGACUACUCCAAUGGAAACUCAAACUACUACAUUGCUGGUGUGGUCUCCUACGGACCCACGCCCUGUGGCCUAAAAGGAUGGCCCGGCGUGUACACAAGGGUUGAAGCGUAUCUGAACUGGAUAGAAAACAACGUUAGGGCUUAAUCUUAAAUGACGAAAAUUAACAUUCUUAGGGAUUGAUCGUAAAUCGUGCAGAUUACCAUUGUAAAAUGGGACAUGCCACAGUAAAUAUCGAUUUUUAAUGAAAGGUAGAUUUUACAAUAAAUUAAGUUAUCUCGUGUAGAUUCAACGGUAAAACGCGCAGAGUUCAACACUUCUUGAUCUGGUGUACUGUACACUUAUAAUAUAAAAACUCAAUUC
Molecule: messenger RNA, 1498 nt
Organism: Drosophila melanogaster (fruit fly)
Lineage: Eukaryota; Metazoa; Arthropoda; Insecta; Diptera; Drosophilidae
Gene: MP1
Product: melanization protease 1
Exons: 4
Coding region: 80-1282 (400 amino acids)
Biological process (GO): proteolysis
Molecular function (GO): serine-type endopeptidase activity
Source: RefSeq, marked reviewed